This is a messenger RNA of Phanerochaete carnosa HHB-10118-sp, 1189 nucleotides long. RefSeq lists its product as uncharacterized. The record is from RefSeq and is a predicted model, not a curated record. NCBI's taxonomy places the organism in Eukaryota, Fungi, Basidiomycota, Agaricomycetes, Polyporales, Phanerochaetaceae. The transcript is spliced from 3 exons. The coding region runs from base 256 to 1038 and encodes 260 amino acids.
AGGCUGCAGGACGUUCAUGCCGCGUCCAUCCACCAGCUGCCUGCGGACGCUAUCGAAACACACAUCUGGCUGUACGCUUCAUCCUUUGGAGACAGCGCGCGAAGACAAGCAAGCAUUUACGUCAGACGUCCUAUAAUGCGAUCCACUCCACGUCACCCAUGGAGAGAACAUUGCACAUUCGAGAACUUAUAAAGCUUCCGUUGUCGACAUGCUCAUGCUCUCCAAGUUCAAUCUGAAUACCUCCUACACACCACCAUGAGUAGCUCAACAACUGCCGCAGGCAAAGUCCUCAUCAUCCUCUCCGACGCCGAUUCGUUCCCCGUCAAGAAGAAAGACGGAAGUAUCCAGCAGGAAGAGUCGGGAGUCUUUCUCCAGGAGCUCACAAAGCCACUCUUGCGGCUCCUAGACAGCGAGUACUCGGUGACCUUCGCCUCGCCACAAGGCAAGGGCCCGAACAUCGACCCGCUCUCGCAGAGUACAUUUGGCGCGUACCUUGGCAACUGGUUCGCCAAGAACCGCGACGAGAAGCUCGUGGAUCGCAUGCGGCAAGAGAACAAUUUUGACAGCCCGCGUCCGUUCAACACGAUCUCAGAUGAGGAGCUCGCGACAUUCGCGGGCGUGUUCAUCCCCGGCGGGCACGCGCCCCUCUCGGACCUCGGCGAUAACCCAGAUCUGGGCAGAAUUCUCUGGCACUUCCAUAAUGCGGCCAAACCAACGGCAUCGCUCUGUCAUGGCCCAUUUGCGUUCCUGAGCACGAAGCAUGCCCCCGGCGCACCAGGCUUCGCGUACAAGGGCUACCAGAUCACAUCGUGGUCGGAUAGCGAGGAGAGCGUCAUCGAGACGCUCAAGAGUGGCGAGGUGCCCACCAAGGUCGAGAGCACGCUCGCCGCAGAGGGCGCAGAGAUGAUCAGCACAGUGAGCAAGAAGGCGGGCCAGAUCACCGUCGACCGUGAGAUUGUCUCUGGUGCAAACCCCAUGGCGGCUGCAAGUCUCGGCGACAAGUUCCUCGAGAUGUUGCAGGCGAGGGGGACGUCCUGAGUGUAAAGGAGCCUACUCAGACUGCAGAUUAACAUGUCGGGCGAAGUUCCCCUAGUAACCUUACGAUAAUGUUCACAGUGCUGUACCAGCUCGGCGAGUAAUUACAUUAAUGUACUUGUAGUAUGCUGUUGAGCAAACACUUUUCAAGCUU